Messenger RNA from Mauremys mutica (yellowpond turtle), 8992 nucleotides. RefSeq names its product chromobox 7 (gene CBX7). Lineage: Eukaryota; Metazoa; Chordata; Testudines; Geoemydidae. Gene Ontology annotation, biological process: negative regulation of transcription by RNA polymerase II. Gene Ontology annotation, cellular component: PRC1 complex. Bases 182 to 1069 code for a protein of 295 amino acids. The record is from RefSeq and is a predicted model, not a curated record. The transcript is spliced from 7 exons.
CGCAGAUUCUAAAAUGGAACGUUGUCGGCGGCGUGAAUGAGCGCGAGGGGGUGUGUGAGCGUGAGUAAGACAGGGUCCAGCGGCAGCAGCAGCCGUAGGAGCCAGUACCGCGCCCGCCGCCUUCUUGCAGCCGGUCCCCCCGCAGCGGUACGGGGAGCAGCCGCCUCCUCCUUCCCUCUGUAUGGAGCUCUCUGCUAUCGGGGAGCAGGUGUUUGCAGUGGAGAGUAUCAGGAAGAAGCGCAUAAGGAAGGGUAAAGUAGAAUACCUGGUGAAGUGGAAAGGAUGGCCCCCAAAAUACAGCACUUGGGAGCCGGAGGAUCACAUCCUGGAUCCUCGCCUGGUAGUGGCUUAUGAAGAGAAGGAAGAGAGAGACCGUGCAUCAGGAUACAGGAAGAGAGGCCCUAAACCGAAACGCCUCUUAUUACAGCAAAACUUAAACCAUGCUCAGGCCCAGAUGGAGCUGGCCUGUAGAGGGUCGUUGUGGCAGUGGAGGAAUCAUAUUAGGGCAAGUGGGUUCCACUGUUCAGAAGGGAUGGCUGUAGGUGCCCCGCAGGGCAAUCAGGGCCAUAGGCUUUACGGUAUGGACCUGAGGAGUGCCCACAAGGGAAAGGAGAAGCUCUGUUUCUCUCUAUCACGGCGAUUUGGAGGAGGAGGAGGAAGCAAUCUGGCAGGGGCCAAGCCAGGACAGACAGAGCUAUCGGAGAAGAGUGGGGGAGGUGUCCUACCAUUCCCGCUCCGGAAGCAGCGCAAGAACCAGAAAUAUCUCCGGCUGUCGCGGAAGAAGUUUCCACGCAUGUCAAGCCUGGAGAGCCGUAACCACAGGCGUGAGUUCUUCUUGAAGGAAUCAGUGGCACUAGAGACUAGGCAGACUCCCAAUGGCUGGGACGCGACGCAGCAUGCUAGCAAAGAAGUAGGUGUGGAUGCAGUUGAUGGCAGCCUCCCCUGGAUCCCCACCUUGUCCCCCAGCGAAGUGACAGUGACAGACAUCACCGCAAACUCCAUUACCGUGACCUUCAGAGAAGCACAAGUGGCCGAGGGCUUCUUCCGAGACCGAAGUGUGCAGUUCUGAAUCUCCAUUUUUAAUGUUCCUAGUCAGAUUCUUUUGGGGGUGGGGUGAUUAUUUCACUCUUUAAAAAAAAUCCAAAAUGUUUCUUUUAAAAUGUUUACAGAGGAUUUUUUUUUUUUACUGAAGUCUCUUUGAUUUUUCUUUUCCCCUUCAGAUACGCAAAAACAAAAGGCAAUGUACAGGCAAUGUGUUUUUGUUUGUUAUACUUGUCUGUUAUUGCUUUGUCCGUCUGAGAAACUGAUACCCCUUUCCUUGGCAAAGACUCCCCUGGUAGGGCAUCUUGAGAAUUUUUUUUCUCCAUGUAGUCCCUUUGCUCUAUGAGUUCUGGCAGUUGCAUUUAGGGUGAGAGAGGACACGGAGAUGGAAGGGGUUGGACCUAUUGCUUGCUUCCCUGAUUUGCAGUUGUUGUCCCUUGGGUAAAGAUGCUUUCUCUGGACAACACCCUCCCUAUCUUCCUCCUCCCGCCCAGCUACUACAGUAAGAUGUAAUGGACCCAAUCACUUUAGGUAGCUCAAGUCUGUUAUAAAGCUUCCUCCCUUCUAAUGUUUUAUCUGUGGCAGUAUUGCAAGUAAUCUGUUUGCCUCGGAAGGUAGGAAACUCCAUUGCAAGUAAUGAAUGGGGCUGAUGGUUACAGUGUGAUUCCAUGAAGAAUGAAGGGAUGUCUUCCCUCUCUGCGUGAUCCAUUGAUCCUGUAACACAGGGGUUCUCAAACUGGGAGGUGGGACCCCGCAGGGGGUUGUGAGGUUAUUACAUGGGGGAGUUGCGAGCUGUCAGCCUCCACCCCAAACCCCUCUUCACCUCCAGCAUUUAUAAUGGUGUUAAAUAGAUAAAAAUGUGUUUUUAAUUGGUAAAGGGGGAUGGGUCACAGUACAAAAGUUUGAGAACCACUGCUGUAAAACGUAUCUUUGUAACCUCCUAGCUGUGGUAUAUUGGCUACACAUACUCACUUUGGAUUUCAGAGCCUUUAAUAAGGGCCCUUUAGGAGGAUAACUGUAUAUAUUAACACAUUGGUACUCAUUUUUCUCUAUCCAGAGACCUUCCCAGAACUCUUCUCUCUGACCAGAACCUUCUCUGAUCUAGAAAUAUGGGAAGAGAAAGGUGUUUGUGUGUAACCGCCCCCCACCACACACACACACUGGGGGAUGAGGAUUCCCCCCAGGCUGAGAACCCCUGUACUAAAAGAUUUACGAAACCCAGAUUGGAUAUAAAUAUUGUCCUGAAAAUGCUUUAAUAAGUCAGUGAAAAGAGUGGCUCUCUUCAUGGGAAGAAGGGCUUACGGAGGGAUUGAAACAUUGCCCGGCAGUGCUGGAAAUCCACAGAUAAUGGCAGAGGCCUAGUGCAUGAGAACUAGGCAGUGAAACUGGACUUUAGCUGGUCAGUUUCCAGUUUUAGGUAGUUUUUUGCUCUCUGAUCAAAUUUAAAGGCCAAAAGUGAAUAGCAUAAGGACUGGGAGGAGUCUACUAGACUUCUAACAUUUUUUUAACUUUUAAUUUAUCUUCUAAAGUGAUAAGGACUCUUGGAUUGAGUGUCCUAUUUAUAUUUCCCCCCCCCCUCCCCUUUUGAGGGUUUAAAAAGCUUUGCCAAGGAAAGCCACCUGCAGUUCUAUAGAGCCUGCCUGGUCUUGCACUUAAAAACACCUGGAGAUUUGUGCUGGAUUCUACCUGUGACAUUUUGGGGUUUCUAAGAAUUGCUGUAUCUUCAAAGUUGAUAGUUUAGCAUCUGUUCUUGCACGCUCACUCUCUCUUCCUUCUUUAAACUUAAAAAUCUCUCUCCCUAUGGAAAGCAAGAAGGGUAAGCUAGGGCCUCGGGGGGGAAUUGUGGGGUAGUGUGAUACAGUGCAGCCUUGACUCUUUCUUCAUUUACUACCCUCCUUUAAUUCCCUCCAAAAAAAAUGACUUCAUCUGCUGGUUUUGUGCUAUCUGAAGCUACUUUCAUACAGAGCUGAAGCUAAGUGUUAGUGUAAAUCCUAAAUGCUGUUUCUCUGCAGCUCGUCCCCUGGAGGGCUUAGCUUCAGGCCUGCAGAACUUAGGAGUUCUGCAACACUGAUGCUUUGGGUCCUGCAAACACUUGCUUUUUACAAAGGUUUUGAACUGCCUCUAAGCUUUCUUUAAAAGCACAUUUUACCUCUAGUAGGCUCUAGCUGCUCAUAGGAUACUAAGAUUCACCCUCCAUUGUCUGGACUAGACUGCCUUCCACCAGGUCAUGGUACUUGCGGGACAGAUUGAUACGCCCUAUAUUUCAGGUGUCUCAGUGCAAAUAUUUUUGUCCCUCAAAAUAAACACAAGGUGGAUGCAGGAGACUGCCCCAGCUCCAAGUUUUUAUUAGUGGUGAAUUCUGAGAGGGUGGUUGGUGGAGGGAACCUGAGUUGAUUUUUUUUAAUGGUGGGAGUAGGUGUCAGAGAAGAAGAGAGAGUGCUGAAUCCUAAAAAAAUAGAAAUAGUGCAACCUGUGGGAUAAACAUAGACUCAGGACAAAGUUUGUCAAACAUGGUUGCUUAGAGUUAGGCUUCUAAAUGCAUAUAUAGUCACCUACAUAGAAGUAUCCUCUUUCCCCAUCCCUCCCCUCAAAAAAAGGGUGCUGAGCACCUGCAUCUCCUACUGACUUCCCUGAGAGUUGCAGGUCCCCAGCAUAUCUGAAAAUCAGGGUGACUUUGAUCCAGGUGACUAUAGAUUUAGAAGAUUAAUCCUAGGCACCUGAGUUUGAAGAACUUACUCCCCAACUUGUCGUUCCAAACCUUUGUAGGAUCCGGAAGAGUGGUUUUAACUUUUAUUUUUUUUUAUAUGUGGGUAUAUGGCCUUCUAUGCACUUUUCCCAGUUUAGUCCAGAAAUACUGCAAGAAAAACUCUUUUGUUUGUGGAUGUUUCCAGCCCUGGCCAAAAUCUGGGAAGCAACAGAAAUCCUGUAAAGGGCAAGAAAAAGGCUUCUUCUCUCACCAGACUUCCGUUCUGCUUUUCUCUCUCGCUGGUGUCACCUUCUAUGCACCCAUUGAGAUUUUCCAGACCAAAGAAUUCUGUCUUGACAUUCAUUUUCUUUGAAGAACACUGUUUUUGCAAACUUGACUGUAAGUGGAAGUUCUGGAGCCCUUGCAAACAGGAUUCACCCACUGCUUCAUUUUUAACUCUUGUAGAUGUUUACUUGUAUUGCUUCUGAUGACUAAUAUCCUUUCCUGAUCUAAAAUGAUUAAGGAGAUAUAUUGGUAGCCGUACUACCUUAUGCCCAAUCCACUGGGGGGGUUAAUCCAUUUCCGGUUGAGAUGCAGAACCUUGCUGAUGUGUGGGUUGGCUUUUUUUGGUGGUGUGGAGAGAACAAGUGGGGAGAGGAUGUUUUGUGGUAGGAAACUAAACAUGUAUCUUUUUUUUUUUUUUUUUGACACAUCCUUAGCAAGGUUUGUAUAUUGUAACAAUCAAUCUUGCACUCUUAACAGAAUGGUUUUAUUGUUUUUAGUCUCUGUAAAGUGUGGUUCUCUUCUGAAAAGUGACUGGAGAAAUGGUGGUGUGGGCUCCAGAGUGGUGGAAUGUCAAUGAUUUUCAAAUCAAAUGUGCUCAGUUUACAAGCGCAAAGAUUCUUAACUGCAAACUCAGCCUGGAAUCUGAAAGUCAUAUGGGGGCCUUGUUGGCUGCUAUCAUGAAAAUCCAAGAUUCUGUGAUUGGCGCUUCACUAGCUAUUAUGGUUGAUGCAAGAGACAAAAUAGAGUCCAGUUGGAACUUACUUUAAUGGUUCUGUUUGAAAUAGAAUCCAACAGACUCCCCUAUAGCUUUGCUGACUGCAAGGCUGAAGCAAUGCAGACUUACUUCAGCCAGCAGAAUUGCACAAAAAGCAGGUCCCGUGAGUAAGAAGGGACUGUUCUUAUAGAGUCAGUCUUCAGAACAGAACUGCACUGUAAGAACUUGCCAGCAGUUCUUUGGGCAGGAGUUGCUUGUUUCAUGCAUCUGUUCAUAGUGGUAUUUUAUGUAUUGUUUGUAUCAUGGCCACACUUAGGGGCCUCAGUUGCAUUGGGACUCCAUUGUGCUAGGCACUGUACAAACAUUUGUUGAAAACUGCUUUUUUCCCCCCAAUACCUUUCAUUCCCACACCCAGUAUUUUUAUUGAUUCCUCAGAGCACCAACCACGAAUGAUUAGUGGUAUCUUAAGGUACGUCUAUGCUGCAAAAAACAACUCCCCAGAACCAAGUCUCGUAUCCCAGAUCAACUGACUUGGGCUCCCGCUAUAGGGGCUAAACAUACCAGUGUAGAUGUUCCCAUGCCCAGCCAAGCAGGAACAUCUAGACAGCUAUUUUUAGCCCUUCAGCGUGAGCCGAAGUCAGUUGACCUGGGCUCUGAGACUUGCUGCCCCGGGUCUUUUAUUACAGUGUAGUCCUAUCCUUAGUAGCCCUGUGUCUCCAGCACACCCCUUAUUCUCCUGUAAUGACUUGGGCCCUUGGAUGUGUCAAGUCUGAUCCUUGUUUUCAGCGGCAGACAGGAUAUUGUGGGAACACCCAAAUGCAGUUCCUUUUGCCAAAAUAAACCCAAGUCUGCCAGUGAAGUGACCCUGACUAAGUCAGAGCCUGAGACAGAAACGAACAUGUGAUUAACACAGCAGAACAGGGUGUUUUUUUUUGUUUUGUCGUUAGUGUUGUGAAACUGUCCUGAAAGAUUCUUCUGGUGUGUUUGAUUGAAUGUGUGAACUUGGUUUUGACCUCAUGGGGCCCUGGGCCCCAGUACUGCUUCCUGCUCUACCCAGCCCCACGCUUAGUAUUGUGUUUGAUGGUUUAACUGGAAUAGAGUGGCCUCAUGUAGGCUGAAAAAUAGGCAGGCUGCUAAUAGGAGAUACUUAAUGCAACCACCACAGCAAAGAUUGGGGUGAGGAAAUACAGUGCUGAUGGCUGUGGGCAACAGCCCAAGGUUGAUGGUUAAAGCGGGGCCCCUUUGCUGAACAUUAAUUUCAUGCUUUUGAAGCAGGAAAGAAGCAAACCUCCUUUCUAAAAAUAGUGAUAUUUUUCCUUCUCUUCUGUUCCUAUUCCAUGUACUCUUCCUGCAGCCUAGGAAGGAGGGCAGUGUAGUUUCCUGGGACACUGUGGGGGCUGCUCGAUGAAUGGGGCCCCUAACUUGUAGGGUCUGGCAUUUCUUGGACUCUAGAGUUGUGCGGGAUCUGUGUACUGUAUCCCCACUGUCAAUAAUGCCCUUGCUAGACUGUUCAGGACAGACUGUUGGGUAGAGUGCCUGUUACUUACGAAAGAGAGUGCAUUGCAAUGCAAGGAGCAUUCAUUAACUCCCAAGGCCCUUCCAGGGUCUGCAUCAUGCUGAUACUUCCCAUUAAUAAAAUCAGAUGCCAAAGUGAGAACUCCAAAACCUUUCUUGUUGUUGGAGACUUCUGCUCCCAUCCUUUGUAAGUCCUAAUUCUGACAGUAGUUAAUGGCUUCAUUCAGCUGCCCAAUUCCUUCUGUGCACUCCACAGCGGCCUGUCACAGCUAUUGGUAUUGCCACAGAUUUGUUCACUUUUUUUCAUCUGAGUGAAAAGAUGAGAAUAUUAGAUGGGGAUGUGUAUGGGGCAGGCGUAUGCAUGGGGAGGGGAGUAUCUAGGAAAUGGAGUAUGUCUGUUCAGUGUAGCCCAGUGUAUUCAAAUGCACAAUUUUCCUAUUUCUUCACUUCCUUCUCCCCCUUAGGACAUCACUGCCCUGCAUCAGCAUUUUAGAAGGAUUAAUUGGCACUCCUCUGUGUGCUCUGAAUGGGUACGGAGUAAGUGAGCAUGUGUGGAGAGAGUUGUUUGCUUCUGUGUUAAGUAGCUGGGUCUUUCAGGGGGAGGGAAAGCACAGAUUUAUCUUUGUGGGGGAGGGAGCCAAGCAGGAGAAUGACAGUUCAGAUCGGAGUAGUUAUUAGAAAGGAAAAUGUACCAUUGGCACAUGCAGGUGAUAGUGAAAGAUUGAUGCAUUGUACAUGUUCUCAAGCCAAUAUCUGCCAGAGGCUAGAGCACAGUGGUCUAAAAUCAGUUCUUUCUCAUGUCAAAGGGUCCGUGUUGUCCUCUGCCCCGCCGAGCUCAAAUGCCCAUAAGCCAGGGCUGUAGCCUUCACGCAAAAGGAGAAUGGCUGUCCCAAAUUAUUUAACCACUCAGAUGAAAUCUAAGCUAUUAGGUAGGUGGAAGUGGUUGUGGGACUUGCCCAAGAGAUUAGCAUUUGUAAAGCAGGGGGUAGGUUGCCAACCUCAUCAGAACAGUCACUGAUGGGGAAGGGCAGGAUAAGGAUAAGGAAUGUUUCCUGGGGAGUUGGCCACUUCAUCCAGAAGCCAUUGCCCAUUCAGAAAUCUGUGAUCAGAAGUAGCACAGAGCAACUGAGACCAAUAAUGGAAGCUGGUAGUGGCUGGCAUUUGAAUGGGAGACCGAAUUACUGUACUUGCCAUAUGGGAUGGGUAGAAAGCUCAGGCUCAGAAAGAGGAUUUGCUGCUUUCAUUAAUUGUGGGCCACUUGAUACCCUGCCCCUCUUUUUAGAGAAGAGACACGCUCCCCUCCACAAUUGUGUGGGUCCUGGAGGUGCUAGAUUGACACAUGGGGGGCGGGGGCAUGGGACUGAGUGAUAGAUUCUAAAAGGUCAGGUUUCUGACUAUCUGUUCUGUCUCAUUUUAGUGCUAAUGGUGGGGGAGGGUUUAGGGAUUAGGGUUUUGGAGGGGGCAGGUGUUAAGGUAAUGUAGAGGUAGCACCAAAAACUCUCUGAAAUCUAAAAAUGUUAGUCUGCUUUUUGGCUUUUCUUAAGUCAAGGCCUAAGUAUGUUUGAAGCACUUUGAAGAUGCAAAGCACUAGGAGCGCUGAGUACUCUUAUUGCCUCUUUUAAAAAGUUCCAUUUGAAAAGGGAAAGAUGUAUCCAUUUCAGACCACUGGCUAUUCCUUAUCUCCUUUCCACAGCUGCCAUCCAGCCCUUGGCAUCCCUUCUAUGGUUGUAGGGUGGGUUUGCCAUUCCAGGCAUCCCAGGUGAAGAAGGGUACAAUGAAGGAGGGGAGAAGACUUUAAAACUCCACAUCCACCUUCAGAACACGUUUUCCCCCAACACUUGCUGUAAUAGGGGAAUUAUUAGGUUCUGUUUCCAUGUUCAGGAGUCCCAGUGUUUAGAGAUGGCUGAGAUGUGAUCCAAUAGGUUUCUUCCAUCUCUAGUUUUGGAGACAUCUUUUUAGUUCCCUUUUCUGGACAAAUUGCACUUUAGGAGCUUAUUGGGGAUGGGAGGCAUGUGUACCUCUUUGGCGUAAGGAUAACCCAACAGCUGUUUUCAGUGACUGGACUCUUCCAGUGGGUUAUUGUCUCACCUCACGUCCAACAGAACAGGUGCAAAGGAACUUGUUUUUAAAAAAAUCACAAAGUUUAGGCUUAAAAAAAAAUCUAAAUUGAACAUUUUAGCUGGCUAUGUAGGGUGUUUUACUUAGUAGCAGGCACCUGUGUUUGGAGAAACCCCAAUCCUCCCAGCUUUUCAGCACCGACCUUCUUUCCCAUGCUUCUGCACUGCUUAAUCUAGGUUCUUCUACGACUGUUGUGUGACUUUACUGCCUAUUUUAUAUGCUUGUUUUCCACCAAGGAUGGGGUUGGGGAAGGUUACUUUAUUUUUAUUCUUGGCAUGAUAGAGCACCUGAGUCUUUGCACAAGAAAGCUUCCUUUGCACAGAAUGAGCUAGCUUUUGUACAGACUAACUGAAUGUAUUUGGGCAGAGGGGGCUGAGGGAACGAAUCAAUUCCAAACAAACAAAAAAAAGACCCCUAAGUAUAAUGCCUUUUCGGAGUGAGUGCUUGUUGUAAAUGGAGAUUGUAAUACAAAUGGGAGGACAAGUCUAGUUACAAUUUGAUGCAAAGUGUGGUUUUAUUUUUGUACUGAUAUGGAUAAGAGACUGUACAGCAUCUAUUUAUUUAGAUGAUUUAUGUGGUAAAUGUUACAAAGUUAUUAAAAAUAUUAAAUAUGAGAACUGACAUUUAACUAA